This is a messenger RNA of Fusarium odoratissimum NRRL 54006, 6310 nucleotides long. RefSeq lists its product as uncharacterized. The record is from RefSeq and is a predicted model, not a curated record. Gene Ontology annotation, molecular function: microtubule binding. The transcript has 2 exons. The coding region runs from base 311 to 3481 and encodes 1056 amino acids. NCBI's taxonomy places the organism in Eukaryota, Fungi, Ascomycota, Sordariomycetes, Hypocreales, Nectriaceae.
AACACAGCUUCAUAGGUACUUCUACCUCAACAGGCGUCUCUUUCUCUCCACCAAAACAUUGUCACUUUUCUAUUCCUACAUCUUCAUAUUGGGCAUCUUCUCUUCUUCACGUCGCGCUCUGCCUAACAGAUGUAUCCCACACACAAGUCGACAUAGCAUUGACUUCUUCCCAAACCCCUGACCAAACGAACACGCCGUUUUCCCAUAGCUAUACGCGCCACGGGUGCUAUAGCAUCCUCGCCUAACAUCGUCUAAUUUCCAAGCUCUUCACCAAAUACAAAUACACGCCCACAGCGUGUGAGAAGGAGCUAUGGAGGUCGACGCCGCAAGCAGAUAUCGAUCCCGCAUUCUUAGAGAAAUGAAAGCAAACCGCGACAACCCUUUCAACUCACCACCCUCAUCAACUGGUUCACACGGCACCGUCAGCCCUACGCUAUCUUCAGUCUUCUCCGACCCAGACGGCGAGUCCACAAGAAGACUUAACGAGGAUAUUGCUCGCGUCACUGCGCCUCGCAACCUCCCCGUCAAUUGGGAGGCUGCCCAUCGCAAGUGGCCUGAGUUCUUUGGCAUGCCCAAGACCCGCGAGGUGCCUGUCUAUGACGAUAACACUGACACUCGGCCUAUGAGUGCUGAGUCCAAGGAGAACAAGCCUCCUGCCUCUGGAAUCAAGUUCGCCAUUGACGACAUCACACAAGACACCUGGCAAGGUUCCGCUAGAACGCGUGCUGAGAUGCAGCCUCGCGUCGAUAACGAGUCCGAUCUGUCUUCGAUCCUCUCCAAGUCUCCUAACCGAGCCCUUUCUUACCACUCUUGGAACAAGAACGCACACAACCCUAGCCCAUUGUCCAAGGUCCACAACCGAACCUCAUCCGAAUCAAUGGCCGCACAAAAACAACAACGGCGAGAGACCAUCUCCGAGGCAUUUGACCGCCUACGCAGCAGUGCAAAGAGCCCCGAGCUUCGAGAUCAAAAUCAGCAAAACAAGUCUUCACCACAAAUGUCUUCAGCCAAGUCCAGCUUGACCGCUGUUCCUCCUUCACCCGCCUCCAUUGCCAGCCCUGCACACAACGAAAGCAACGCUCGCUCUUUCUUCAUGCCUGACAUCUCACAUCUUGGUGACUUUGUCGAUGGCACUCUUCGAUUCAGUGGCUCAAUGCGGAAUGGUGUUCCCAUCUUCGUCAAGAAUGGCAGAGUUCAUGACCGUUAUGAGAAGCCAUCGCUUUCGGCCCAUGCCGAAGUUGAUGAAGUUGAGGUGCCAGAAGAUGAAGAGAAGAUCUUUGUUUCGAUGGAUAUGAUCCGCGAAGAAAUCAUCUCUCUCCAAGAGCACUACGAUAAGGUUCACGAGUAUGCCGAGAACCUGCAGCAACAGGUUGAGCAAUUGGAGGCUCAACUCAAGUCACGAAAGUCGUAUGACGAUGACUAUGAUUCUGCUGGGGCCAACGAGAAACUGAUGGCUCAAAAGAACCGUCUGGAAGUUGAGGUUUCCACUCUCCAAUCUCGCUUGGAGCAAGCCUCGCGCAAGAUCAGCUUGAAUGAGAUUGAAAACGACUCUUUGGCUCAAGAACGGGACCGCGCAGUGAGGAAGCUACAGGAGGCUUGUGAGGAUAUCAACAAGCUCACUCGCAAGCUGAGCACGAAACAGAAGGAAUUGGAAACAACACACAAGCAGCUCGAGUCGACGGAGCAAAUUCGUAACGAGAACGACACCCUCCGACGAGAUCUCAUGUCUCUGAAACACGGCCGUGAUUCGUUGAACCUCGAGAACAAGUCCCUCUCUGCUGCCAAUGAUACUCUACGAAAGGAGCAUGAGACUAUGAAGGAGGAAAUUGAGUCCCUGCGAUCCGACAACAACACAGUCAGACGUGAAAACCAGUCCUUGAUUGGCGAGAACCGUUCACUACGAACCACAAACAAGACUCUCACGGAUGAGAACGAGGAGCUCCGCGAAAACCUUGACGGACUUCAACAUGAGCUUGACGCAGCGAGGGAAGAGGUUGAAGCGCUUCAACAAGAACUCCAGAAUGUGUCUCAGGAGAAGUCUACGCUUGGCGAGGAUAACGCAAGCCUGGUGCGACACAACGAAAAGUACUUUGAGGAGAACAAGGUUCUUCGACGCGAGAAUUCGGGCUUUGAGCGAAGCAUUCAUGAUCUUCACGACGAGAAUGUGAAACUCAAGGAUGAGGUUGACUUCCUCAAGCAGCAGUUGGAGUCUUUCCGCCCAGUGCCCAAGGAGGACUUUUCUGCCCGUCUCGAUGAUGAGACAGAGGAGAACAUGACAUCGGCCUUCUUCAUUCCUGAUAUCACCAUCAACAGCAACACUGGCGACGUUGAUACUGCCGAGAACGCCCAAGCUACUGAGACCAAGGAGAUUACCGAGCCAAUCGAGGAUAGCGGCAGAUUGCCAACAAUUCCUGAUCUCACCGAAGAGGAGACUCGUACACGUACUAAGCGUGACAUCACGUCCCAAAGCGAGACCAGGCAUUCUCAGAGCAAGAGCAAGACUUCCAAGUCUGGCAAUCAACAAAAGGUUGCUUUCUCGAUCCCUGGUAAGUCUUCUAAGAAGAGCAGCUCCAAUGUCGCAAACCAGGGCAGCAAACGCCGAACCACUUCCGAUUCCAAGAGACGUAGCUCUAUGAAGGGCAUUGCAACAUAUGAUAUGGACACGCUGGAGGAUAACGAUGAGACUACUGGUCUUCAAUCAGUUGAGAAUGCCACACAGGACAAUUCGACCCAGCUGAGCGUCGUGCCUAAGGCCCGUAAGGAGGCCAAGAGUACUGGGCAGAAGGAGUCGAAUACUCAGAAUACUACGGUGCAGAGUCAGAGGUCGCAGCACACUCGAUCCCACUCCCGAUCGUUACGCAAGCAGAUUACAACCGACAUCACCUCUGCUAGCAUCAAGAGCGUUGACAAGGAUACGUGCCCUGUCCUCUCCAGUGAUGCCAAGAGAGUGCUUGAUGACCUGUGCGAGCAUGAAUGCCGUAACUGCACUGUCUGCAGCCGAAUCACAUCUCACCGUAACAUCUUCACUUCCGCCGAUAUCGCCGCCGGCAAGAAGCGUGUUACUGUGCCACGACCAGUCCCUGUCACCGAUCGUGACUUGUCAGUAGAGGACCCUACCAUGCGGCCUACUCAGCACCCUGGCCAUGCUCUUGCUGUGGUUAUCAAGGGCUUGGAGGAUGAAUCUCAUCACCUCCAGCUUGAGCUCACCCGCAUUCAGGCGCAGUACAAUGGCCGCGAUAAAGCCUUGGGUCGCCGUGAGCGUCUCAACCUUGCUGAGACCAUUCGUACAACUCUCAAGCGACUUGAGGCAAAGAACGACCAGAUCUACAGCCUCUAUGAUGUUCUUGAGGGUCAGAAGGCCGCCGGCCAGGCUAUGUCAGAGGAGGAGAUUGAGAUGACUGUUCUAAACAUCACAGGCAUGACUGUCCGUGAUGUAACUAGUAACAGUGAACUUACCUGGGAGGGUGUUCCUGAGUUAUAAACAAUUGUUGGCAUGAUGUGAAGCGUUUUGGGGGUUGCAGAAUUUGAGAUCAAUCAUGGAAAAAGGCGUUUUUGGCCACGCAAAGGACUUUGUGAUCAGAGGUAUCGACCAUCGCGGGUUAGAUGGCAGUACUCGGGGAGUUUGGAAUUAUUAGGGCCUUUCGAUCAGUGUAUUGCGGUUUUUUGUACAAACAUGUAUGACUCGCUAGUCUUUGGCAAGAAUGACUAUGAAAGCAUCUUUGAGUUGAAUCACUUAUAUCCCAUUGCGCACUUGUUUGAUCAAUCUUUUCACAGCCACAGUGAAGUUGAACAGAAAAGGUAUCCUCGAUUCAGGUCUUUAACAAGUAAGAAAUUACAUCCGUUUUUUGCACACCAUCCCAGAAAAAAACAAGUACUUAUAUCUACUCUUCAUCAUCCUCUUCGUCGUCGCUAUCAGCAGCGCCGUUCUCACCGUCCAUCUCCUCGUCUUCAUCCUCAUCCUCAUCCUCGUCGACUUCACUGUCAUCCUCCACUUGAUCUUCCAGAUCAGCCUUCUCAUCCUGUCGUCUCUUACGGUCGUCCUCUCUCCUGGCCUCUUCGAGCAACUUGGCACGCUCAGCACGAGCCUUUCGCUGUCCCACGACAUAAGCACCAAGAGGUGUCUUGGCGAGGUCAAAGUCACGCAAGAAAGCCUCAACCUGAGUGCGGUCCCUGGGGGCGAAGUCAACCUUUGCGCGCUUCUCCUCGAUGAACUUGCCGUUGGCCUCAAGCUUCUGCACCAGGAGAAUAACUUGGGUAGCGAGCUUGACGUUCUUGUUGCCCGUGCUCUUGUUACGGGCUUGCUUGAGCCAGCGCUUCAGUUGGAUGAUGACAGGGAGAGCGAGCUCGGGGAAGGCGAUGCUUGUGGCCCACAGGAAGAAGUACUCGCCAAGAAGCUCAACGAGUUGCUCGCCGACACCGUCUUGGAAGACACGGGUUCGGAGGUAUGACUUGGGAGCCUUGUAAGAUGUGGCAAAGUCGAAGGGCUUGAGGGAUGCGGCUUUGGGGGCCUUCUUCAUCUCAGCUGAAGUAAGGACCUCGAGAAGGGGAGAGGCGAGAGGGAUGUAAGUUCCGGUGGCGCGGGAGAGUCGGAGCAGGGAGCGGAUUAGGUGGAAGCGGAAGGGGAAGUAGAUGGCGGUGGGGAUGAGACGCAUGGCUCCGAGCGUAACUUGAACAAGGGGAUAGAUUAGGAGCUUGAGCUGACUCUCCUUUCCAGCCUCGGCCUCCUUCAGGGGACUGCAGUGCUCAGCGAGAACGCAGGACCAGAAGUCGAGCGAGUGUGUGUAUUGCCAGUUGUAGACGAUUCGGAACGCAUCAUUCUUGUUGUGUACGAUACUGUUUCGUAGGUGGAUAGCGAGUUGUCGGAUGAAAGAGAAAGCAGUUGUGUAGCCAACCGACUGAUCAAUGCCCCAAAGCUCAGCAGCAGAGUUCUUCAUGAGGUUAAUGCCCUGAAGGGUGUUGGCAUUUGUGACACGGCAGCCCUGGAUGAGGCCUUGGUAAACAGCCUUGAGGACCGUCUCGCGAAUACCCUUGUCACCGAUAACGACGAGACGUCGCAGGACGAGGAAUGCUGUGAGCUUUGUCGUCUCAGAACUGGCAGGCUGAGCCCAGAAGUUCACGACGGAUUUGGCGAGGGCCUUGACGAGCUUCUUGAAGGAGAGGAGGUAAGGGAGAAUAGGGGUGAUGGAGGAGAGUGUGAGCUUGAGGGUCUUGUCGUCGGAGAGAGUGCUCAACAGGUGCAUAAUAGACGAGGUGUAUGUCUUGAGCAGCAGAGACAAUGUGUGGAACUUUCUUGACUCGGUCUGAACGUGGACUUUGCCAGAGGCUGACUCCUUGACGGGGAGAUGGUGGUUCAUAACCGUGGGAAUCUCCUUGAGGGCGAGGAGAAGAAUGUCGUUGAAGACCUCGGGACUGUUGAUAGCAUAUCGCUGCUGAGACUCCCCUUCAUCAUCCUCGUUCAAGUGCGCAGCGCAUCGGAAAGCCAGAACAACCUGUCGGGCCGCCCGUAAAGAGUUCUUCUCAGCCAUAGCCUUCCUCCACGAAGCAACAAGCUCACGGGUCAACUCGUUCCCUUGCGCGACGGCCUCAGCCUUGGCCUCCUUCUCCUUCUUCCGCUUCUUCUUGGGCUGCUCCUCUUCUUGUUCUGACUCGUCGUCGCCACUAAGCGCAUCUACCUCUGCGAGGUCGGCGUUGUCAUCAAAGUCGAGAGCCUCGGGGUCGUUCUCCUUGAGGAACUUGUAGAAUUCGGGAUCAUUCUCGGCGAGCUUCUCCAUGGUCUCCUUGCUCAUGCCAACAUCGUCCUCGGCGUCGUCGCCAUCAUUGUCGUCGCUGUCGGCCGCGAUGGGCUGCGCACCAAUUGAGUCGUCAGAGUCGCUGGUUUCGUUAUCCUCGGCGGCGGCACCGUUCCUCUUUCGCUUUCCAAGCUUGCCGGCCUUCUUAUCCUUGCUGUCGAUAAUAUCGUCGAAACCGCCCGAGAAGAACUCAUCGACACUCAUAUCGUUGACCUUCUUGCCCUUGGCGCUGGGCUUCUUGACCUCUCCGUCCUCUCCAUCCUUGGAGCCCUUGUGAAACUCUGCAUCUUUUGACUUUCUAGCCUUCUUCUUAUCCUGCAUCUGAUGGCGCUGCUUGAUUUUGGCGCCUGCUUUCCGCUUGUCGAGAACACCUGUGAGAUGUCUCUUCUCGAACUUCUUGGUCGCCUUGAGAUUCUUCUUGCCUGGCGCCAUUUUGGAAAACUGUGAAGCGCCUCGGCUGGUGAAGAAUUCAACUUUUAGGGAUUGGGUAGUUUUUGUUUGCAAGUUUUAGAUGGGUCUCG